UACAGAGACCUACAUGCUUCACAAUACGACUGCUAACACUGCUUAUAAACACAACGUAAUUACUCUAUUACAAUAACCUAUAUAUACCGUGUUUAACGAACUUGACGUAUAAUACCUUUGCUGUAGCCAGUUAUACACCUUCAAUCUAUCCUUGAUGUGAAAUUGUUAUUUUCUAAGAAAUUGACUCAGUGUGUUAUCUUCAUAAUUAAAAUUUCAAUGUUCGCCGGAAAUCUGUAACAAUCCGCGGCUCAACAUGUAGGAUUUUUUUCCAGUUUAACUAAUUUAUAAUUUACGACCACAGCUCGGUUAUCCUGCGAAUUUUCUCAUCAAAAGAGAGCUUUUCACCCCUCAGUCCUUAUCCCAGAAAGCUAUUUUAAGCUGAAUGUCAAGAUUAUUCAUGCCCUUGUCAAACAAAGCAUUCCUUAUUUCAAUUUCCGUUUCCGCGCGAUAUGAAAUUUACCAUAUUUGAUAUGUCCCUUUUAAAUUCAUCUGAUUGAUUCAGAGUUUAUUUCCCCACAGUCAACUGACAGAUUAAAGGACAGAUAUUGCUGCCUUCUGGAUUGUUUCCAAUCAACACGUAAAUACCUGCAGCUGCUAUGGAAAAAAAUCGCUUUCAUUAUUCGCUUCGAAAUUUGAUUCGUUAUCAACUUUUACCGGUUCUCUGACAAGUUCUGGUUUCGUCAGAUAUAAACCGCAGGAAAUUUCAAUAGGCUUCGUUCAACAUUUUCACUCCUUUUGACACAUCUUUAGAGGCAGAUUUAGCUCUCUUAUAUUUCAAGAUCGAGAUAGGCUUCUCUUGAUUUCUAAAUUCUAUGCUAUUUAGGUGCGUUUGGACAAGGUUCAAAAGGUUUUUUAAAAUUUAUGAAAGUUUCGGAUCAUGGAGUUACAACUGGUCAACGAAACUGGGGAUAAGACUGCGCCUUCAAGACUUGAGGAAGAAAUUUGUUUUCACUUUACUAAGGCGCAUUUUGAUCUUGGACAAUUUGCACCCGGUUGGUACAUCUUCAAUUGCGUGGUCAACGCUGUUUUUUCCAUUAUUGCUGCAGCGUCCAAUCUGGUAAUCCUAAUGGCUAUUCGCAGGACACCAUCCCUUCAAACCCCGUCCGGCGCGCUUCUUUUCGGUUUGGCUCUUUCUGAUCUCGGUGUUGGCUUUAUCGUUCAUCCACUCUUCUUCUGUCAAAUUUUGGCCAAGGUAAUACGAAACACACCGCUCUUUUGCGGCGCUGGAAUAGCGGUAGAAAUUGCCGCAAACGCGCUGUGUAUCGUUUCACUUUUAACUGUGACCGCCGUAAGCAUGGACAGGUAUCUUGCCCUCCGACUUCACCUCAGAUACGGGGAACUCAUCACCGUCAAGCGCGCAGUUUUGGUUCUGGUGGGGAUUUGGUUGUUCAGUUCAACGUUUGGCUCGCUAUGGUUAUGGCAACACGAACUUGUAAAAAUAGUUGCCAUCAUAAUUAUCACCAUCAGCUUGUCCAUUGCUACUUUUUCAUACAUAAACAUUUAUCGCAUCGUGCUGCAUCACCGGUCAAUAAUUCACGUGCAGCGUACGCAAAUACAAGGUUUUGACAAGAACGAGGAGGAAGAACUGAAUGUGCAAAGCAUAAAGAAACAAGCAGUAAGUUCAUUCUGGGUUUAUUGUAUCCUUGCAGUUUGUUUCACACCGUAUCUUUGCACUGUUGCCGUGAUUGAGGCUCAAGGCGUGACGUUUGCAGCUCGCUUGUCUUAUGAACUAACGGCAACCUUGAUAUUUGUCAAUUCGUCCCUUAACCCUCUCAUUUAUUGUUGGCGUUUGCGAGAAAUAAACAAUGCAGUCAGACAAACAUUAAGAAGCUUACUCAGCUGAACUGUUCUGCAGCGGAUUUCCACUGAACAAAACUCCCGUGAAGUUCAUUAAAUCUUAAGGGCUGACUGAAAAAACUGCGACAAAAAGCUUCGGUAUACAAAAGGGGUAACAUGAAAUUCUGCAAAUUUACCAUGUAUAUUGUUCGUUGUGAAACAAUAAUCAUGACAAUUAAUAGUAUUCUGGAAGCAGUGUAUUGCCUAGUGCUAGGUUAUUUGCAUGCAAACGGUCCUGCCUUAGAUUUUCGUGGUCAAUUGAGAUACUCGCGUUUCCUUCAAUUAUAAGUGCAGUUAUGAAAAUAUUAAAAAACAUAUGAAUCUUAUUGUAAAUUACAGGAUGCAUAAAGAAGGACAUUUCGUGCCGCAAAUCUACGGUCGGUAAGGAACAAACACAGCGGUGUACAAAAUCAAUUUUUAGCAGCAAAAGAAUAAAAAUGAUUCGCUUUUCAAUCUUUCUCCGGGCUCCAGGCUUUGCGAUUCAAGAGCCGAACUUAUUUCUAGCUUGCAGGUGCAUGAUAUCGCGCUAGCCUGAGAUUCGAGAGCUAUUAUAGCAAGCAAAUUGCGUCUUUUAACGCUUUUAAGAGAUACUACAUAAAAAUGGUUGACUUAUUUGUUUUAAAUCAACGCGUUUCUGACAAGAAGCUUCUUUGAUAUCCGUUUUACGCGAAAACUGUCUUUCUUGUGUCGUGCAAGCUUAUUGAUGUUCUCCAGGCUAGGGAAGUGCUGUCAGCACUGUCAGUGCACUUUAUUUCAGCAUUAGUUUAUCAUGGCAUUUCAAAGUGGUCACUUAUCUGACUUGAAUGAUUUAUCAGAAUCUAUAGAUUGGGCCCUCGGCACUAACAAACUUAGUGCAAAACGGACCGAUAUUGCUUUCAUAAUCAAGACCUCGAUCUAGGCAAAAUAUCUCCAAUCACUAAUCGUUGUACAACUUAAGGCAAUAUCUCCUAGAUGACGGUGAUUUUCUUUAUUUUGGUCAUCGCUUGACAAUAUAUUGAUAUUGCAAAAAUAAAUAAAUAAAUAAAUAAAUAAAAAACACACAAAAAUAGCCCUGAGUUUCCUGCAAGUUUCGAAUUGAUUUUCCUCACGAAACAUUUUUCAAUAUCUGGUGCCGUUUCGCGCUACCAUGGGAGACGACGACAAAUACAAAAUAUGCUCUGCCAUCAACUAAUUAAAAAUGGAAAAAAAUACUUAAGUAAAACUAGAACGUGAUAAUUUAGAAUUAUUAUAUUUUAUUGCCUUAGCUCUGAAAUGUUCAAGUAAGGACCUCUUAAAGAAAAACAAAAAACUCUCUGUCGAUAGAAAAGCUAAUAUAUUACCAUUUUCUUGUUCGUUUUAUCAAAGUAGAUCAUUGUGCCGGCUGUAUUUGAUUUCUGGGUGUAAGGCUUGGUGCUAAUGUAGACGACCUUUUACAGCGCGUGAGAACUCAACAUUAGUCUAUAGCUUCAUUUUAUGAUUCCAUAAAUCAUUUUCAGAAUCAUAGCUAUUUAUUCGCCAAAGAUUCCUUUUGGUCGCUUUUACUUUAGGAGUUCGGAUAGUACUUUCCUUGAAAUUUGUACAAAAAGACAUAAUUCUUCUUAAUGCCGGACUAAACCCUUAAUCAUCAAGAUAAUUAGCAUUCUGCCAAGGUUAAGAAUAAUCAGAAAGUCAAUAUACCUUAGAAAAAUGAAAACGAUCUUUAUUUUACCUCUCCGUUGCAAAUGAUUAAAAAAAAAAAAUACAAUCUAUCAAUAGCUCAUGGUCAUAGCUGCAUGGUCGAUGUUGUCAUCUAGUUGUUCACUUAGCGAUGAAACCUUUACCGUAAGUACUAAAACACAGAUAAAACAACCCGAAGUAAACAAAUGCGGACAGUCUUUGAAGAAAAUAUAUUAUUUCCGCGUUCAUAUUUACUUUUCACAUGAACGAGUGUUAGCUUAUGCUCGACAAGAAGAGAGCUGUUGCAGGCGCUUAUUUUAAGUUGUUGACUUGUUCCAACGCUGUUAUCAGAAAAUAAUCUAUUGUGGCAGAAAAUUAUUUUCGUAUCUACCACUAAUAACUCAUUUUGCACAUGAGAUUUAAGCCAGACUUUUACGCCUGAGUCAACCUUAUCUCUACUGACUCGGAAUAUGCACAGUUGGAAUUCUAGAAGUCAGUUAAUAUCCGACAGUGUAAUUACUUAUGCUCUUACUUUUUAGUUGAGUAAAUAUCUGAUCCAUCAUCUCACUGAAUUCUAUCAGUUCUUUAAGUAAUAAUUUCAAAUGGAGGGACAAACAAUCACAAAAUUAACCGAAACG
This is a messenger RNA of Orbicella faveolata, 4109 nucleotides long. RefSeq names its product histamine H2 receptor-like. Gene Ontology annotation, molecular function: G protein-coupled receptor activity. Gene Ontology annotation, cellular component: membrane. The record is from RefSeq and is a predicted model, not a curated record. NCBI's taxonomy places the organism in Eukaryota, Metazoa, Cnidaria, Anthozoa, Scleractinia, Merulinidae. Gene Ontology annotation, biological process: G protein-coupled receptor signaling pathway.